This is a messenger RNA of Candidozyma pseudohaemuli, 840 nucleotides long. It is a transcript of the gene PCL5, whose product is annotated as Pcl5p. Bases 1 to 840 code for a protein of 279 amino acids. Gene Ontology annotation, cellular component: cyclin-dependent protein kinase holoenzyme complex; nucleus. Gene Ontology annotation, molecular function: protein kinase binding; cyclin-dependent protein serine/threonine kinase regulator activity. The record is from RefSeq and is a predicted model, not a curated record. Gene Ontology annotation, biological process: regulation of cyclin-dependent protein serine/threonine kinase activity. The transcript has a single exon. NCBI's taxonomy places the organism in Eukaryota, Fungi, Ascomycota, Pichiomycetes, Serinales, Metschnikowiaceae.
AUGUUAUCAUCGAGAGCGACCCCGGAGAGUUCUGUCUCCCCUUACGCUAAGCGUGAAACCCCCUCCACCCCUCCAUCGGAGAGCUUUGCUCCCAACAACUCCAAAUAUUACAAUGACCACCUCAACAAGUCGCAGUUCAACCUCAUUCUUACGAACUGCGCUGUUAACUUGAUGAAGAUGCUUUACCCGGCCUCUGUUGUCCAGGUGGAUGACGUCAAGCUCAGAUUCUUCAUCAUCGAGAUCUUGCGGAGAUCCAAGGCUCUGACUCAGACUUUGCAGAUUUGCUGUUUUUACAUGUACAAGCUUAUCAACAAGAAGCCCGAGGAGUUGCCCAAUUGCCCCAAAAAGUUGUUCUUGGCUUUGAUCAUCCUUCUGUCCAAGUUCAACCAGGACCACAACUACUCCUUUAAACUGUGGCUCAAGAUCUGUGGGUGCAAAGGAACGGACGACUCGAGCUUGAAUCUCCAGAAAUUGCGUCAGACGGAAACACAAUGUCUCCAGCUUCUCAACUACGACCUCUACAUCAACGGGGCUAAGUACGAGAACUGGUGCAAUGUGCUUUUGAUUUUUGGCUACGACUUUAUUCUGAUGCAUCAUGUGCAUCUGGGAAUGCUUAACUGGUGUAGCGAAGCCGACAAUCAAAAGAAGCUUUUCCGUUGGACCCUGUUCUUACACAAAAUGGACGAGCGCCGCCUUGGAAAAGUGAGUGUGAACUUCAAACACUAUUAUGCUGGCCAGGUGGGCACUAAAGUUGUCACCAGCGAUGUUAAGCCUAAUUCGCUCUUUGGCAAGCGUUCCUUAGACGACGCUGCUCCUUCUAUUAAAAGAGUCUGCUCCUAA